Molecule: messenger RNA, 3893 nt
Organism: Andrographis paniculata
Lineage: Eukaryota; Viridiplantae; Streptophyta; Magnoliopsida; Lamiales; Acanthaceae
Product: probable serine/threonine protein kinase IRE
Exons: 17
Coding region: 433-3843 (1136 amino acids)
Biological process (GO): peptidyl-serine phosphorylation; intracellular signal transduction
Molecular function (GO): ATP binding; protein serine/threonine kinase activity
Source: RefSeq, a predicted model, not a curated record
AUAAUUUAUUUCAAUUUCAUAUUUGAUUUCUUUUUAAUAUUUAAUAGUAUUGGAAAGAGAAGAUCGUCACAUGACUCGCACUAUUAGAAAAAGGAAGAAAAAACAAUCCCCAUGCAUAUAAAAUAUAAAUUCGUAAAAUAGAGAUAUGCAUAAUAAACGAUUUAUACUAUUUAAUUUUCAUAUAUUAAGACGUGCUAGCGUUUUUGCGAACAUGGAAGCACGUUUUUGCGUACGUGUCGUGUCUUCCUCUAACAGCCAACACACCAUCUUUCCCGCGAAAAUCUCCCCUCGCAGAAAUCCUCUUCGCCUUCCCCAAAAUUCAAUUCCAGAAACAUCAUCAUCAGCAUCAUCGUCUUGUGCUCCUAAGUGUCGAAUUGGCAUAUGUAAUUUCGGAAGAGCGAUGCAAUCGCCGUGGUGAAAACGAUAUCCGCAAUGUCUACUUCCCGCCACAUUCCGGAAAAGCCACCGCCACGGGAGGAUCAUCCGUCGUCGGUUGUGAAGCUGCGGAAGAUUCCACCGAUUCCGGUGAGGCAGAGAUCGAACGUGGAAGGGAAUGCGGUUUUUGAUUCGGGUAAAAAUGAUUUGGAUGGCUGCGAGAGUAUCAUCGAGCCUUCGACGUUAGGGCUCAAUCAAAUCAGGACGCGGUUUGGGAAGGACAAUGGCAGUGUGGCUAGCUUCCUCAGCGCGCAUCCCAAUUUCGAGAUGCAAGGAUACGAUGGGGAAGAUAUGAGAGGUCGAAAAUCUCAGUGGAAUCAUUCGAAAUCAUUGAAAGUUCUUCCACAAAGUAGGUCUGGGGUGGAGGGUUACCAUGCAGCAUUUGCGAAGGAAAUGCAAUCUCCUCGUUUUCAGGCCCUUGCGCGUCUGACCAGUGGCCGUCGAAGAAAGACACCAGAAAUUAAGAGCUUUUCUCAUGAGCUUGAUUCCAAAGGUGUUCGACCAUUUCCAUUUUGGAAAUCGCGUGCAAUUGGCCGGACAGAAGAAAUUAUGAUGAUGGUCCGAUCAAAGUUUGAUAAGCUGAAAGAUGAAGUCAAUGCUGACCUAGGCAUUUUUGCCGGGGAUCUGGUGAGUGUACUCGAGAAUGCUUCAGAAUCUCAUCCAGAUUGGAGAGAAUGUUUGGAAGACCUGUUGAUAAUAGCCAGGCAAUGUGCAAAGAUGUCACCUGAUGAGUUUUGGUCCAAGUGUGAAGGAAUUGUACAGAAUCUUGAUGAUCGGCGUCAAGAUUUACCUAUGGGUACACUGAAGCAAUUACAUACACAUCUCUUAUUCAUACUCACUCGUUGCACUCGGCUUGUUCAGUUUCAAAAGGAAAGUGGUUAUGAAGAAGAGCACUUGCUGGCCUCCCACCAGCUCAGUGACCUUGGGGUAUAUCCUGAAGGUAUUAUCGAGUCAACUCUUAAUGCGAUGGAAGGUGUUGAGAGGCAAACCUCUAAAGUUCAAGAACAGUGUCAAAGCAAUCUGAUUAACAAACAAAACCAUGUAACUGAAGAGGCUAUCAGUCCAAAGAGUGCUGCAUCUACAGGAAGCUUCAAGAUGUCAUCGUGGAAGAAGUUUCCAUCAUAUGCAGAAAAGAAUAGGAAAGGGCAGGAUUCGAUGGAAACCCCCCAUACAGAUUUUUCGGAGGAUUUACAACCUAAAAAGGAACAAUACCACCAUGUUGAAAGUAUAGAAACUCAUGUCAUUCAGGGUGAACAUAUAGCAGAUUCCCUGAAAACAGACAAACUGACUUGGGGAAUUUGGGAUGAACACCAUAUGGCAUAUGAGGAUUCUCUGAUCUGUCGGAUAUGUGAAGUUGAAAUCCCAACUGUCCAUGUGGAGCAUCAUUCCAGAAUUUGUACAAUUGCUGAUAGGUGUGAUCUAAAGGGUUUAACUGUGAACGACAGACUUGAAAGAGUUGCUGAGACUCUAGAGAAAUUACUUGAAUCUUGGACUCCAAAAAACUUAAACAGGGUGGGGAUAGGAAGUCCAGAACUUGUGACAGGGUCAGCAUCAAAUGAACAACGGCACUUGGACGAAGUAUCACCAAAUGGAGAUAAUUUGACAUUGCCAUGUUCUGGUGACAUGAUGAAUAAUGGUGUGAAUGGGGCUGACAGAUCAUUGCUGGUGGAUGAAAUUCGCAGUUCACUGAAUGUAUCAAGCGAGGCACAAGUUCCAACUCCUUAUCAAAGCAAUAAAGCAUCAUCAGUUGGGAGUAUGACCCCGCGUUCACCCUUAAUAACCCCACGGAAAUCCCAGAUAGACAUUCUGCUGACCGGGCGUAGAACGCUAUGUGAAUUUGAAAGUUCUGACCAGAUACGUAAGUUGCUGGAUAUUUCCCGAUCUGUAGUCGGAGUUAACAAGACUGACUACAGUACAUUGGAGCAUAUGAUAGGGAAAUUGGAAGAACUGAAAUAUGUCAUUAAUGACAGGAAGGUGGAUGCUCUUGUUGUUGAGACAUUUGGGAGACGCAUUGAGAAGCUAAUACAGGAAAAAUAUGUUCUUUUAUGCGGUCAGAUUGAUGAUGAGAAGGAAACUGCCCCAAAUAGUGUGGCUGACGAAGAUAGUUCAACAGAAGAAGAUACAGUUCGUAGCUUGCGUGCAAGCCCAAUUAAUCCUCGUACCAAGGAUCGGAUAUCAAUUGAAGAUUUUGAAAUAAUUAAACCUAUAAGCAGAGGUGCUUUUGGGCGGGUUUUUCUUGCAAGAAAAAGGCGAACUGGUGACUUGUUUGCCAUAAAGGUUUUGAAGAAAGCUGACAUGAUUCGUAAAAAUGCAGUUGAAAGUAUCUUAGCUGAGCGUGAUAUCCUGAUAUCAGUCCGUAAUCCUUUUGUGGUGCGCUUUUUCUAUUCUUUCACAUGUAGGGAAAAUCUUUACCUGGUUAUGGAGUAUUUAAAUGGAGGAGAUCUUUUUUCCUUGCUAAGAAAUUUAGGCUGCUUGGACGAAGAUAUGGCCCACGUAUACAUCGCAGAAGUUGUACUUGCAUUAGAAUACUUGCACUCCUUAAAUGUCAUUCAUCGAGACUUGAAGCCGGAUAACCUUCUCAUAGGCCCAGAUGGUCAUAUCAAGCUGACCGACUUUGGACUCUCGAAGGUUGGUCUAAUAAAUAGCACUGAUGACUUAUCAGGGUCAUCUGCACUGCUUGGAGAUGAUAAACAAAAAGUGACAGUGCACUCAUCACAGAAAAAAGAGGAGAGAAACAAACAAUCAGUAGUCGGUACCCCUGACUACUUGGCCCCAGAAAUACUUCUCGGCAUGGGACAUGGUGCUACAGCUGAUUGGUGGUCUGUGGGUGUCAUUCUUUAUGAACUUCUAGUAGGCAUUCCACCCUUUAAUGCUGAAAAUCCACAGAAAAUUUUCGACAAUAUUAUAAAUAGAAACAUAACAUGGCCCAAGAUUCCAGAAGAAAUGAGUUAUGAAGCAUAUGAUCUUAUUAACAAGUUGUUAAAUGAGAAUCCAGUUCAGAGAUUGGGUGCCACUGGCGCUGGAGAGGUCAAAAGUCAUCCAUUUUUCAAGGAUAUUAAUUGGGACACCUUAGCAAGGCAGAAGGCUGCUUUCAUACCCGGAGCGGAUGCCCUCGACACAAGUUAUUUUAUGAGUAGAUAUAUCUGGAAUAUGGAAGAGGAAAAUGCUCACGGAGGCAGUGAUUUUGACGACAUGACUGACACAGGCAGCGCAUCAUGCAGCAGCAGUUCAUACAGUAACAUGCAGGAUGAAGAUGGAGAUGAAUGUGGGAACUUGGCAGAUUUUUCUGCUCCAACGCUGGAGACAAAAUACUCCUUCAGUAACUUCUCGUUUAAGAACUUGUCGCAGUUGGCUUCCAUCAACUACGAUUUGGUCACGAAGAACAACAAAGAGUCAAGUGCCGACUGAAGAACAAGCAGAGGUGCUUUCCUUCUUACAACCAGAGUCUCCCAUUGCAG